GAAUACAUAGCAUCUUUCCUACCACAGUUUCUUCCGAUAAGAAAUGGAAUCUAGUUCUUCAGACUACUAUAAUAAAGACACUGAAGAAGAAAGUUUGCUUGCAAAUGUUGCUUCCUUAAGACAUGAACUGAAGAUAACAGAAUGGAGUUUGCAAAAUUUAGGGGAAGAGUUAUCCAUUGUUAGUCCAAGUGAAAAAUCUGAUUAUGCCUCUAAUCCCUCAAAGUCUGAAGGGCCCAUUUUGGAAGAUCUUGUUCAGACUAGCCACCCUGGACUUUUGAAUUACUCACCUUAUAAAAAAGUUUGUAAAAUGUCUGGUAGCAGUGCUGACUUUCAAAAAAAGCCAAGAGAUAAGAUGUCUUUUUCAUCUUCUACCUCUGUGGAGCAGGAGAUUAAAAGCCUUCGAGAGAAACUUAAUAAACUUAGGCAACAGAAUGCUUGUUUGGUCACACAGAAUCAUUCUUUAAUGACUAAGAUAGAAUCUAUCCACUUUGAAUUAACACAGUCAAGAGCAAAAGUUUCUAUGCUUGAGUCUGCUCAACGGCAGGCAGCCAGUGUCCCAAUCUUAGAAGAGCAGAUUAUAAGUUUAGAAGCAGAAGUUGCAGCCCAAGAUAAAGUUUUGAGGGAAGCAGAAGAAAAAUUAGAACAGAGCCAGAAAAUGGUAAUUGAAAAAGAACAGAGUUUGCAGGUGUCCAAAGAGGAAUGUAUAAAGUUGAAGGUGGACUUACUUGAACAAACUAAACAAGGAAAAAGAGCUGAACGACAAAGAAAUGAAGCACUAUAUAAUGCUGAAGAGCUGAGUAAAGCUUUCCAACAAUAUAAAGAAAAAGUGGCUGAAAAACUGGAAAAGGUUCAAGCUGAAGAAGAAAUAUUAGAGAAAAACCUGAUUAACUGUGAAAAAGAAAAUAAAAGGCUACAAGAAAAGUGUGGUCUAUAUAAAAGUGAAGUUGAAAUUCUGAAAGAGAAAUUAAGGCAGUUAAAAGAAGAAAAUAACAAUGGAAAAGAAAAAUUAAGGAUCAUGGCAGUGAAAAAUUCAGAAGUCAUGGCACAAUUAACUGAAUCUAGGCAAAGUAUUCUGGCACUAGAAAGUGAGUUAGAGGACAAAGAUGAAAUACUUAGAGAAAAAUUUUCUCUAAUGAAUGAAAACCGAGAAUUAAAGGUCCGUGUGGCAACACAAAAUGAGCGACUGGAUCUGUGUCAGCAAGAAAUUGAAAGUUCAAGGGUAGAACUGAGAAGUUUGGAAAAACUUAUAUCCCAGUUGCCAUUAAAAAGAGAAAUAUUUGGUUUUAAAUCAUCUCUUUCUAAGUACCAGAUGAGUAGUUUGUCAAAAAAGGAAGACAGUUGCAUUGGCUGCUGUGAGGCAAAUAAAUUGGUGAUUUCGGAAUUGAGGAUUAAGCUUGCAAUAAAAGAGGCAGAAAUUCAAAAGCUUCAUGCAAACCUGACUGCAAGUCAGUUAUCUCAGAGUUUUAUUACUUGUAAUGACAGCCAAGAAAGUAGCAAAUUAAAUAGUUUAGAAACAGAACCUGUAAAACUAGGUGGCAGUCAAGUAGCAGAAAAUAUAAAAGAUCAAAAUCAACAUACUGUGAACAAGCAAUAUGAAAGAGAGAGGCAAAGACUUGCUACUGGAAUAGAAGAACUACGUACUAAGCUGAUACAAAUAGAAGCUGAAAAUUCCGAUUUGAAAGUGAACAUGGCUCACAGAACUAGUCAGUUUCAGCUGAUUCAAGAGGAGCUGCUAGAGAAAGCUUCGAACUCUAGCAAACUAGAAAGUGAAAUGACAAAGAAAUGUUCUCAACUGUUAACUCUAGAGAAACAGCUGGAAGAAAAAAUAGUCGCUUAUUCCUCUGUUGCUGCAAAAAAUGCAGAACUAGAACAGGAGCUCAUGGAAAAGAAUGAAAAGAUAAGAAGUCUAGAAACCAAUAUCAAUACAGAGCAUGAGAAAAUUUGUUUAGCCUUUGAAAAAGCAAAGAAAAUUCAUCUUGAACAGCAUAAAGAAAUGGAAAAGCAGAUUGAAAGACUUGAAGCUCAACUAGAGAAAAAAGACCAACAAUUUAAAGAACAAGAAAAGACUAUGUCCAUGUUGCAACAAGAUAUAAUGUGCAAACAACAUCAUCUUGAAUCACUAGAUAGACUCUUGACAGAAAGCAAAGGGGAAAUGGAAAAGGAAAAUAUGAAGAAAGAUGAAGCUUUGAAAGCAUUACAGAACCAAGUAUCUGAAGAAACAAUCAAGGUCAGACAACUAGAUUCAGCAUUGGAUAUUUGUAAGGAAGAACUUGCCUUGCAUUUGAGUCAAUUGGAAGGAAAUAAGGAAAAGUUUGAAAAACAGCUAAAGAAGAAAUCUGAAGAGGUAUAUUGUUUACAAAAAGAGCUAAAGAUAAAAAAUCACAGUCUUCAAGAGACCUCUGAGCAAAAUGUUAUUCUACAGCAUACUCUUCAGCAACAGCAGCAAAUGUUGCAACAAGAGACAAUUAGAAAUGGAGAGCUGGAAGAUAUUCAAACUAAACUUGAAAAACAGGUAUCAAAAUUGGAACAAGAGCUUCAAAAACAAAGGGAAAGUUCAGCUGAAAAAUUGAGAAAAAUGGAAGAGAAAUGUGAAUCAGCUGCACAUGAAGCAGAUUUGAAAAGGCAAAAAGUUAUUGAGCUUACUGGUUCCGCCAGGCAAGUAAAGCUUGAGAUGGAUCAGUACAAAGAAGAGCUGUCUAAAAUGGAAAAAGAAAUAAUGCACUUAAAACGAGAUGGAGAAAACAAAGCAUUGCAUCUUUCUCAAUUAGAUAUGAUCUUAGAUCAGACAAAGACAGAACUAGAAAAGAAAACAAAUGCUGUGAAGGAGUUAGAAAAGUUACAGCACCAUACUGAAACUGAACUAACAGAAGCCUUACAGAAACGGAAAGCACUAGAGACUGAACUACAGAAUGCUCAUGGAGAAUUAAAAAGUACUUUAAGACAACUCCAGGAAUUGAGAGAUGUACUACAGAAGGCUCAGUUAUCAUUAGAGGAAAAAUACACUACUAUAAAGGACCUCACAGCUGAACUUAGAGAAUGCAAGAUGGAGAUUGAAGAUAAAAAGCAAGAGCUCCUUGAAAUGGAUCAGGCACUUAAGGAGAGAAAUUGGGAGCUAAAGCAAAGAGCAGCUCAGGUGGAAAGUUUGAAUGAAAAAUUGCAAAAUGCCAAAGAACAGAUUCGAGAAAAAGAGUUUCUAAUCCUACAAAAUGAACAGGAGAUAAGUCAACUGAAAAAAGAAACUGAAAGAACACAACAAAGGAUAAAAGAAAUGGAGAGUGUUGUGAAAGAGCAGGAGCAGUACAUUGCCACUCAGUACAAGGAGGCUAUAGAUUUGGGGCAGGAAUUGAGGCUAACUCGGGAGCAGAUGCAGAAUUCUCAUACAGAAUUGCUGGAGGCUCAUCGUCAACAAGUCCAAGCCCAGAGAGAAAUAGAAAGGCUCUCUGGUGAACUGGAGGAUAUAAAGCAACUCUCUAAAGAGAAAGAAGCUCGUGGAAACCAUUUAGCUGAAGAAUUGGGGGCUUCUCAAGUACGUGAAGCUCAUUUAGAAGCAAGAAUGCAAGCAGAAAUCAAGAAAUUGUCAGCAGAAGUAGAAUCUCUUAAAGAAGCUUAUCAUAUGGAGAUGAUUUCACAUCAAGAGAACCAUGCAAAGUGGAAGAUUUCUGCUGACUCUCAAAAGACUUCUGUUCAGCAACUAAAUGAACAAUUAGAGAAGGCAAAACUGGAAUUAGAAGAAGCUCAGGACACUGUAAGCAGUUUGCAUCAACAAGUCCAAGACAGGAAUGAAGUAAUUGAAGCUGCAAAUGAAGCAUUACUUAUUAAAGAAUCAGAGUUAACCAGAUUACAAGCCAAAAUUUCUGGACAUGAAAGGGCAGAAGACAUCAAGUGUCUACCAGCCUCAUUUACAUCUCCAACAGAAAUUAUGCCUGAUAUUCAAGAUCCAAAGUUUGCUCAACAUUCUUACACAUCUUUUUUCAAGUGUAGAAAACUACGUCGCUCUAUUAGUGCCAGUGACCUUAGUUUCAAAACUCAUGGUGAUGAAGAUCUUUCUGAAGAAUUACUACAGGACUUAAAGAAAAUGCAAUUAGAACAGCCUUCAGCAUUAGAAGAAAGCAAUAAGGAUCUGACUUACAUGCAGUCAGACUCAUUUAAACCUCUCAAAUAUAACCUAGAAGAUGAUAGUUCUGAAAGUAAUGACUUUAGUACUCUUAGUGGAAUGCUGAGAUACAUAAACAAAGAAGUAAGACUAUUAAAAAAGUCUUCUGUGCAAACAGGUGCUGGUUUAACUCAGGAUUAUGAAGAGCCACAGCUAGAUAAGAAUGUGCCAGAACUAGAAGAAGAAUGGGCAUUUUACUUCCAGAGAUCAGGAUCAGAAGAACAAUAA
Messenger RNA from Propithecus coquereli (Coquerel's sifaka), 4381 nucleotides. RefSeq names its product coiled-coil domain containing 18 (gene CCDC18). The transcript is spliced from 28 exons. The coding region runs from base 44 to 4381 and encodes 1445 amino acids. The record is from RefSeq and is a predicted model, not a curated record. Lineage: Eukaryota; Metazoa; Chordata; Mammalia; Primates; Indriidae.